This is a messenger RNA of Zymoseptoria tritici IPO323, 3047 nucleotides long. RefSeq names its product histidine kinase (gene M3YPp1). Lineage: Eukaryota; Fungi; Ascomycota; Dothideomycetes; Mycosphaerellales; Mycosphaerellaceae. Bases 79 to 3021 code for a protein of 980 amino acids. The transcript has 3 exons. Gene Ontology annotation, molecular function: histidine phosphotransfer kinase activity; phosphorelay sensor kinase activity. Gene Ontology annotation, biological process: phosphorelay signal transduction system; protein autophosphorylation. The record is from RefSeq and is a predicted model, not a curated record.
CUGCCUCCGGGCAAAAUUGUGCCAGACCAUGUCGCCUGGAUCCGAGGAUUCGACUGGUCACAGACAGGUCUUGGAGCCAUGUCAUCAUGGAACGACCGUCUACGAAGAUCGGUGAACUUCCUGAUGGGAGACCCACGGGCGUCGGUUAUUAUGUGGGGUCCUCAAAGGACGAUGAUCUACAACGAGCACUACAAAUGCAUUCUCGAAAAGAAGCAUCCUUGUGCCAUGGGCAGAUCUCUGGGGGAGGUCUGGCCUGAAGUCCCGGUGCUCGCGGAUGCCAUUGCACGUGCCGACGAGACUGGCUGCUCAAGCCAGACAGACCGGGAGCUACAUUUUGUCGAGCGUCUUGGUUAUCUUGAGGAGGUCUAUGGCAGUUGGACUUUGGUUGCUGUCCUCUGCGGAGAGCAGAGUAUGUUUUACGCAACAAUAAUAGAGACGACAGAGCAAGUGGUUUAUGAACGACAGAAAGAUUCGCUAUUGCGUGUUGAGAAGGAAACAGCAGAUGCGAGAAGUGAGGCGGAAUAUUGGAGUGGCAUCGCCCGAGGGCUUGAAAGCAACAAUCAGGAUGCACCGUGGGCGGUGGUCUACUCCAGCAAGCCAGCUCGGUCAUCAUCUGGAGCAUGCACCGUCGCAUCUCAUGAUAUCGACUUUGCCUCACGCGAGUGGAAACUCGAAGCACGUCUUGGAAUCUUGGACGCUGCCACCCCUCUGACCAUUGACGCGGAGUGGUCGGCGGCACAUUUCACGCCAUCCUUCGAAGCAGGCAUGACCAGCGGCGAAGUGCAGCUCUUACGCCUCUCGGAUGGCACUUUCGCCCCACAUCUCCACAGCGUGUCUACCUCCCGCGCUUAUGGAGAUUGCUGCGAUUCUGCCGUCCUGAUACCCGUUGGCAGAUUGAAUACUGGAUACUUCUCUGGCUUCUUGAUCAUGGGUAUCAACAGCAGAAGAGCAUACGCUGAACCAUACCAGGCGUGGAUCAAGCUGCUACUCCAGCAGCUCUCGUCAUCUCUGAGUUCGUUGAAUGUCAUAGAAGAGGAGAAUCGCCGCAUACAGAGAGCUGCUGAGCAGGCUGCCCUCGACCGCACCCAGCUGACGGCGAAACUUGCUCUUACGGAACGAGAAGCACGAAACAACGAGUUGCGAUUCCGAACCAUCGCCGACCAUGUGCCUGUCGCCAUGUACGAGAUCAGUGUAGAGGGGGACAUUCUUUACGCCAACGACAGUUACUUCGAGCUCCUCGGCCUCGAUAGGAAUAAUCUACAUCCAUUCUGUUGGGUUGACACGAUCCACGAGUCUUCGAUGGAGACUUACGAGGCACAGUUUGAGAAGCUGACAGCUGGGGAGUCCGUGCAAUAUGAGGCCAUGAUGAAGAAACCCUUCAUUGCCAACGACGUCCUUCAUGGGAAGUGGAUUGAAGGAGAGACGUGGAUCCUGAUGGCAGGCUAUGCUGUAAGGAAUGCCGAUGGGUCGAUCAAGUCGAUACAAGGCGCUCUCAUCGACAUCUCUCGUCAGAAAUGGAUGGAGAGAUCUCAGGAGCGAAGAAUGCAAGAACUGGUUGAGCUUAAACGUCAGCAGGAGAGAUUCAUGGACAUGGUCGGCCAUGAAAUCCGGAAUCCGCCCUCGGCCAUCACCCUCUGUGCGGAGUCCAUUCUCGACAGUCUGGAAUCCGCUCUGGAGACUAGCAAUAGUGUCAUCACCAUCGACCGAGAAUCCAUCGAAAGCCACAUCGAAAACGCCGAAGUCAUCACGACCUGCAUCCAACACCAGCGUCGCAUUAUCGACGACGUCCUCACCCUGUCCAAGCUGGACUCUGGUCUGCUCGUUAUUGCACCCUGCGAAGUCCAACCCAGCCACCUCAUCGAACAAAGCCUGCGAAUGUUCACCGGCGAAUUUCAAGAGUCCGGUAUCAAUCUCCAGUACAACAUCGACCAGUCCUACUACGAUCUAGACAUUAACUGGGUCCUCCUCGACCCUUCCCGUCUGCUACAAAUCAACCUCAACCUCGUCACCAACGCAAUCAAAUUCACCCGCAACGAACCCACUCGCAACAUCACCGUCACCCUCGCCGCCUCCCGUACAAAACCAACCCACUCUCCCAACGGCACAACCUACCUCGAUGCCGCGAUGCCAGACAAAUCCACACCUCUCGCCAGUCCCGCGUUGACGUCCGCCGAGCUUACCGACAGCGUGUACCUCAUGAUUGCAGUUCACGAUUCCGGCAUCGGCAUCCCCGCCCAAGAGCUCUCCAACAUAUUCCUUCGCUUCCAGCAAUCCUCGCCCAAAACCCAUGUCCGCUACGGCGGUUCCGGACUCGGUCUCUUCAUCUCCCGCGAACUCGCCCGUCUUCAAGGCGGCAAAAUCGGCGUCGCGUCCGAACACGGCAAGGGCUCGGUAUUCGAAUUCUACGUCCGCACGAAACGUUGCGCGAAGCCGGAGGGCGGGAAGAUGUCCUUUGGCGGUCCCGGCGAUGCGGGAGAUGGGAGACGUACGAGUCUGAGGCGCAUGGUGAGUAAUUACGAAGGAAAAGGUGGGCGGCGGGCGGGUAGUCCUAAGAGGGAAGGAGGAGGGACUGGUGUGGGGCAGAGUGAACGGAAGAAGUUCCACGUUUUGCUGGUGGAAGACAAUUUGGUGAAUCAGAAGGUUAUGGCGAAGCAGCUGAUGAAGGCGGGACAUGUUGUUGCGUUGGCGAACCAUGGGAGGGAGGCGGUGGAGUAUGUUCAGCGGACGAAGUUUGCGAGUGGAGAUGGUGCUGGUGAGGAAUUGGAUGUUGUGUUGAUGGAUAUUGAGAUGCCGAUCAUGGACGGCCUCGAAGCGACUCGUCUCAUCCGCUCGAUGGAGUCCAGUGGUGCAUUGCACGGCACUGUGCCGGUUAUUGCUGUCACGGCCAAUGCGAGAGGAGAACAGCAGAUGACAGCUAGGGAGGCGGGAGUAAAUGCCAUCGUCACCAAACCUUUUCAGAUGGCUGAAUUGAUGCACGAAAUCCAUCGGGUCGCUGCGCGGUGCCGGUCAUCGAACGCAUAGACUAUUGUGCAACCAACACACGACAG